CGACAAAUCGAGCUCCGCCGGGCGGACUUUGCGCCCAUAGCGGUGCCUAUUUCCUACCAAGAAUAAUUACAUCUCUCGUAUAUGUUUAUUUUGUUUUGUAGUUCUUACAGAGAACUUAUACGCCGCAAACAUCAGCACUUAUCUUUGCAAAAGGCGCACCAAACAACGCCCAUUUAGUGCCAGUAAACGUCUAAGCGCAUCAUGGCCGCUGCAGAAAGCACAGGCACCAAGGCCAGCAGCACCAAAUCGUAAGCUACCAGCGCCGCGUUUUAUGCUACAUCAUGGACGCUAACAAGGUCAAAAGCAGGCAAGGCAUGGCAGCCCAGGGCCUGAAGCUAGUCAUCGCUAUUGCGUUUGCGGUUCCCGCUGCGCUAUUCGCCAUUGUUGGCCAUCCGUUUGGUGUUGGUAAGGGCUCUAAACACCACAACCUCCGCGGCAAUCUCUUUGUCAGUGUUCUGCGUGCGCUUCUGGCUAGCGGGAAAUGGGCCCCUGGCGCAUCCAUGACCAACAUGCAAAAGGUGACGGGUCUCGGUGCUGACAUUAAGGGCAAACGCUGGAUUGCGCCGUACACAGCGCCAGCACCCCCCGAGGACAGUUGCCGAGACGUCGUUAUGGGUGCUAUUGAACGCUUAAUGCCGGAUAAGAAGCACGCCCGUGCCACAACUGCGGCCGAGAUCGUGUCUGUGGAAGGAGAAUGGCAAGGAGUACGGCCCAAUGUCGACGACAACGAGCCGGAGCCCAAGAUUCCCGAUAGCGAAAAGUACCAACGCUUAGUAGAAGCAUGCACCACGAAGGCGACAACGUUGUACUUCCAUGGCGGCGGAUACCACUUUGGAGACCCUGGUACGCACCGCAAGACGACACUUAAACUGGCUGAACUGUCGGGUGGAAGAGUAUUUUCUGUGCGUUAUCGCCUUGCACCCCAGAAUGCCUUCCCUGCGGCUCUGAUUGAUGCGCUGGUGUCUUAUCUUACGUUACUCUACCCGCCUCCCGAUGCGCUACAUGAGCCAAUCAGCGCCCAAGACAUUGUCAUUUCUGGCGAUAGUGCUGGUGGCCAUCUGUCUGCAUGUUUAGUGCAAUUGCUCCUUGAGCUUCGCCGUAGCAAAACGACAGUCAAGUGGUAUGGCAAGCAGCGCGACAUCCCGUUGCCCGCUGGUCUUGCGCUCAACUCACCGUGGCUUGAUAUCGGGCUCCAUCUUGUGCAGUUGGGUGACCAGCAGAGGAUAAAGCACGAUUACCUUCGAGUUCCGGAUGCGAAGAAGAACUGGACAUAUCGCAUCGCCCAUGAGGCCGGGGUCUGGCCUCCGGUGGUGCCGAGAGAAAACCUGAUUGUUGAAGAUCACCUCCUCACUCAUCCCUUAGUGUCUCUCAUCACUGCCGACUGGGAGGGGUGUCCUCCGGUCUACGUGUGCACGGGUUGGGAAAUCCUGUCUGUUGAGGAUGCCUUCUUCGCCAAGAAACUUCACUCUAUCGGCGUCCCUAUCCAGUUCGAGGACUAUGAAGGCAUGCCUCACUGUUUUGGAAUGACGUUGAAGGGCAACGGAAGCGACAAGUGCCUGGCGUCGUGGUCUAAAUUCAUUAGAACUGCUGUCGAAAAUCCCGGAAGCAUCUCUUCUAGCGCAACUUGUAUUAAGGCAAAGUCGCUGGAGGAGAUUCCGCUGCAGUUUGAUGAGCUUUCGACAAUCUCACAGAAGCAGGCGGAGGCAGUCAUCUUUACGGAAUAGGCCACCCCCAUAAAACGAUAAAAGUAAAACGAAAAUAAAAUACAUCUCAUAUGUAAUACUACUCCAUUCCCUUUAAUAUAAUGAAUAAUAAAUACCUUGUAGAAUACGUGAUCCCA
[Torrubiella] hemipterigena is the source of this 1840-nucleotide messenger RNA. NCBI's taxonomy places the organism in Eukaryota, Fungi, Ascomycota, Sordariomycetes, Hypocreales, Clavicipitaceae. The record is from the annotation of a GenBank genome assembly.